This is a messenger RNA of Penicillium angulare, 498 nucleotides long. RefSeq lists its product as uncharacterized. The transcript has a single exon. Gene Ontology annotation, molecular function: nucleic acid binding. The record is from RefSeq and is a predicted model, not a curated record. The coding region runs from base 1 to 498 and encodes 165 amino acids. Lineage: Eukaryota; Fungi; Ascomycota; Eurotiomycetes; Eurotiales; Aspergillaceae.
AUGUUUUGGGCUGCUUUUUCAGGCUGUGGACGUCGAACUGGCUUAAUUCCACUCUAUCCACUAGUCAAUGAAGAGGGUGAGAUUGUCGGAGGAAUUAAUCGCUGGGUUAUUCUUGAACUAUAUCAAUCAGUUCUUCCAACCUUAAUCAAUGGCAAUGAAAAUGCAGUUUUUAUGCAAGACAAUGCCCCUGUUCAUACGGCAUAUGUUGUUAGAGACUGGCUAAGAGAUCAAGACUUCGAGGUAAUGGUUUGGCCACCUCAUUCUCCUGAUUUAAAUCCUAUUGAGAAUCUUUGGGCGUUAUUAAAAGCCAAAAUCUAUGAGCUACAUGCGGAGCUUCAUACUAUGCUAGACAACGAUGAUACUCUCGAAUAUUUAGUUGCCUGUGCUCAGGAGGCUUGGUCAGAGAUUGAUCUCUCUAUAUUAGAGAAUUUAGCUAUUACUAUGCCACACCGUGUGAAGGAGAUUAUUGAUAAUAAAGGGUGGUAUACUAGCUAUUAG